Molecule: messenger RNA, 802 nt
Organism: Pseudomyrmex gracilis
Lineage: Eukaryota; Metazoa; Arthropoda; Insecta; Hymenoptera; Formicidae
Product: activator of basal transcription 1-like
Exons: 3
Coding region: 84-725 (213 amino acids)
Biological process (GO): endonucleolytic cleavage to generate mature 5'-end of SSU-rRNA from (SSU-rRNA, 5.8S rRNA, LSU-rRNA); endonucleolytic cleavage in ITS1 to separate SSU-rRNA from 5.8S rRNA and LSU-rRNA from tricistronic rRNA transcript (SSU-rRNA, 5.8S rRNA, LSU-rRNA); small-subunit processome assembly
Cellular component (GO): nucleolus
Molecular function (GO): RNA binding
Source: RefSeq, a predicted model, not a curated record
AAGGAUUUUGCACGUGUUAGCAACAGAACAGCAGAGAUACGUUACUGUGUAAUUCUAACCGCAAUUAAUAAUCUAGAAAUAAAAUGAAUGAAGAUUCAGAAAAAGUGAUCAAAACGGACAAAGUAGUAAAUCGUGACAAAAAGGCUAAGAGAGGAAUAAUAUACCUGUCCACAAUUCCGAAAUAUAUGAACGUUACAAUGAUUCGGGAGAUAUUUUCCGCUUACGGAGAAGUGGACAGAGUGUAUUUGCAGCUAGACGAAAAUCCACAGUCAAUGAAAGGCACAAAGAAACACAAGAAAGCAAUCAAACAUUUUUCGGAAGGUUGGGUGGAAUUUAAGAAAAAAAAGGUAGCAAAAUUUGUGGCUCGAACAGUAAAUAACACUCAGAUAUCCACAAGAAAGAAAAGUAAAUUCUACGAUGUCAUAUGGAACAUAAAGUACUUGCCUAGGUUUAAGUGGGUUCACUUGUGCGAACGCUUGGCAUAUGAACGUGCGGUUCACAAACAAAGACUUUUGACUGAAAUAGCACAAGCUAAGAGAGAAGUCAACUUCUUCUCCCAUAAUGUAGAUAGAAGUAAAAAAUUGCGCAAGAAACAAGAACAAGGAGGAGAGGUGUCGUUCACGUUACCUGAAGUUAAGCAGAGAGAUACUGAUGGUGAAAUAAGAAGUAGAAAAGCCCAAACACAAGAAGACAGAACAGAGUUCCUUAAAUCAAUAUUUGGAUAAAAUGCAAAGUGUAAUGUACAAGUAUGUGUAAAGUUUUAUAAUUUUUAUUAGAGACAAAUAUAUAAUUUAUAAAAGAU